AUGCCUCGAAAUCAUGAUGCCGAUGCUGAUGCGGCUCAAUUGGCUGCUCAUGGUCACAAACAAGAAUUGGAACGCAAUUUCUCUUUGCUUUCUAUGUUGGGUCUAGCAUUUGCAAUUCUUAAUUCUUGGACUGCUCUAGCUGCGAGUUUAAGUGUCGCAUUACCAAGUGGUGGACCAACUUCAGUACUCUGGGGAUUGAUUACCGCCGGAGUAUGUAAUUUAUGCCUUGCCGUCUCUCUUUCCGAAUUCCUAUCCGCCUACCCAACCGCAGGUGGUCAAUAUCAUUGGGUUGCAGUCAUAAGUUGGAAGAAAUAUGUUCCUAUUCUCAGUUGGAUCACUGGAUGGAUCAAUGUUUCCGGCUGGAUUGCACUCGUUGCUUCGGGUGGUCUUUUGGGCUCUCAGUUAAUAGGAGGAGUUAUCUCACUCAUGCACCCAAAUUAUGAACCACAGCGUUGGCAUCAGUUCCUCCUCUACGUCGCAUACAAUAUCAUUGCCUUUAUCGUCAAUGCAUUCAUGACAUCGCUAUUACCUCUCAUUACGAAAUCGGCAUUCAUCUGGUCGAUUGUCGGAUUCGUCGUGAUUUGUAUUACCGUUUUGGCGACAGCCUCUCCAGAUUACAACGACGCAUCUUUCGUCUUCACCGACUUUAUCAAUAGUACAGGAUGGCCUGACGGAGUUGCGUGGCUUCUUGGUUUGCUCCAAGCUGGUCUUGGAUUGACUGGCUUCGAUGCUGUCGCUCACAUGAUUGAAGAGAUUCCAAACCCAGGAGUUCAGGGUCCUAAAAUUAUGAUUGGAUGUGUUUUGAUUGGUGUCUUUACAGGAUUCAUAUUCCUUAUGGUCCUGCUAUUUGUAGGAGGUGAUGUUAACGAUGUUAUUGAAAGUGCUGCGGGUCCAUUACUUCAAACUUUUUACCAUGCAACUGGUAGCAAGGCCGGAGCUAUCUGUCUUCUUAUCUUCCCACUCGUCUGCCUUCUAUUCGCGACCAUCUCCAUCACUACAACCUCCACGCGUAUGACAUAUGCGUUUGCUCGCGAUAACGGUCUUCCUUUCUCAAGAGUUUUUUCUAGAGUCCAUCCAAAGUUGGCUCUUCCACUAAAUGCAUUGUACCUUACAAUGGCAUGUGUAUUCCUCUUUGGACUCAUUUUCUUGGGCAGUUCAUCGGCUUUCAAUGCAAUUGUUAGCGCCAGUGUUGUGGCUUUGGGUGUCAGUUAUGCGAUUCCUGUCGCAGUCAAUUGUUUGAGGGGGAGAAAGUGUUUACCGGAGACAAGAGCAUUCAAAUUGUCGGAACCAGUGGGUUGGGCUUGCAACCUGGUUGGCAUUGCUUAUGUGAUGGUUACUACAGUUCUGUUCCUCUUUCCACCGGAAUUGCCAGUUACAGGAAGUAAUAUGAAUUACUGCGUAGUAGCUUUCUUCCUUGUCUUCGUCAUCGCAGUAGUGCAAUGGUACGUCGACGGCAAGCAAAACUUCACAGGUCCAAGGAUCGAUAUGGAUGCUAUGCAACAUGGAGAAGUUGUGGGAAUAGUGGUUGGUGAUGAAACUAGUGGCACUCCUAGUGCGGAUUUUGGCGAUGUAAAGGAAGUCAAAUAA
This is a messenger RNA of Botrytis byssoidea, 1587 nucleotides long. RefSeq lists its product as uncharacterized. Gene Ontology annotation, cellular component: membrane. Gene Ontology annotation, molecular function: transmembrane transporter activity. The coding region runs from base 1 to 1587 and encodes 528 amino acids. Lineage: Eukaryota; Fungi; Ascomycota; Leotiomycetes; Helotiales; Sclerotiniaceae. The record is from RefSeq and is a predicted model, not a curated record. Gene Ontology annotation, biological process: transmembrane transport; amino acid transport. The transcript has 4 exons.